Molecule: messenger RNA, 641 nt
Organism: Rhinichthys klamathensis goyatoka
Lineage: Eukaryota; Metazoa; Chordata; Actinopteri; Cypriniformes; Leuciscidae
Exons: 2
Coding region: 48-362 (104 amino acids)
Molecular function (GO): protein binding
Source: RefSeq, a predicted model, not a curated record
CGUUUUGCAGUAACGUUAGCCUAACGUGCUUUAGGUGUUCUCCUAAAAUGGGAAAAACUUACCAGAUCAUGGUGGUUGGAAUAAAGGGGGAGAAAAAAACCGUUGAUGUUGCGACGUCAGAGGAAGAUUUCAACAAAAUGACUAUUUUAGCAUUCAAAAAGAAAGUUGCAGAAAAAUUGCCCGGUCAAGCAGGGGAUGAUCCAUCUUCCCUGAGACUGCUGUACACAGAUAAACAACUAGAGGACAACGAUACGUUUCUAGACCACCAAAUUAAGGAUCGCUCCACCCUCUUCAUGGUCUUGCGUUUACCUGGAGGUUGCAUGAGAAGAAUUCGAGUCUCUGCCGGAAUCAUCAACUUUUAGGCAGACUCACAGAGACUUUUGUUGAUCACUAUGUUAUUAUGUGUGUGGAAUCUGUAUAUGCUAUUGUAAAUUAAUUGGAUUAGUCUGUCACAUGUCGGGGAUAAUGGGAGAACAUUAUUUUAAACAGUCUCAUAUUUUAUCAAUGAAGAAAAGUCUCUGACUGAUUUGUGAUUGCUACUUUUUUAUGUUUUUUUUUUUUAUUCUUGAAGUGGUCAAAUUGAUAAACCAAAUUUACUUUCUUCAUAUUAAAUGAUAUAGUUGUAAUAAAAUUGGAAUAAU